AUGACACAUGGAAGAUAUCAACAUCUUGCACCGCCAUCGAAAGUGGCUACAGAAAAUCGUCUUCACUUCUUUGGUCAUAUAAUAAGGAGACGAGGAGAUCGCCUUGUACAGCGAGUUUUGAGGAAAUAUGGAAUAGCGGCAAAUGGAUUGAUUCUGUGCAAGCUCUCGCAGGAGAUCGAGAAGGUUGGGCAGAGCUGUGUUCAAGGGCGACACACAUCGGCGAAGAUGCGAGUAAUCGCGUCAGACGAUGACGACAGCUCGCCGAUGAAGCCAAACCAAGCCGACACGUGCACGACUCGAUAUGGAGACUAUCUCAGACUUUGUUCGUGGAAUGCGAGAACAGUGUCCACAGACGCUGAGCUAAAUACCCUUCUCGGAGCUGCAGAGCGUAUCAAAUUCUACGUGUAA
Molecule: messenger RNA, 408 nt
Organism: Necator americanus (New World hookworm)
Lineage: Eukaryota; Metazoa; Nematoda; Chromadorea; Rhabditida; Ancylostomatidae
Exons: 3
Coding region: 1-408 (135 amino acids)
Source: RefSeq, a predicted model, not a curated record